Messenger RNA from Fonsecaea erecta, 1053 nucleotides. RefSeq lists its product as hypothetical. Lineage: Eukaryota; Fungi; Ascomycota; Eurotiomycetes; Chaetothyriales; Herpotrichiellaceae. The record is from RefSeq and is a predicted model, not a curated record. The transcript is spliced from 3 exons. Bases 1 to 1053 code for a protein of 350 amino acids.
AUGCCAUCGUCUCCUCCACCAGAAAACCAAGGUAUCUCUGCCAUGUGGUGGAGUGCGCGGAAUCCACCAGAAAACCCUCGCACUUCCUUCUCCGGCAAGACCGUCCUCGUCACCGGUGCGAAUAUUGGCCUGGGGCUCGAAGCCGCAGUCAAGUUCGCUACGCUGGGGGCGUCGCGCCUCGUUCUCGGCGUCCGAUCAAUACAGCGUGGUGAAGCGGCGAAAGAAGAGAUCUGCCGACGAGCGGGUUACAAGAGCGCAGACAUACAGCUGUAUCCACUCGACAUGAGCACCUUUGGAUCCGUCAAUUCUUUCGCCGAGAAAGUCUGUACGGCCGAAUCCCGAGUCGACGUCGCUGUGCUCAACGCGGGCGUUGCGGCAUCUUCGUACCAGUGCUCUGCGGAAGGGUUUGAGAUGUCACUCCAAGUCAACACGCUCUCGACCGCCCUGCUUGCCGUGCUGUUGUAUCCCAAACUCCAGAAAUCGGCAGAGCUGUCCGGCAAGCCAGCACAUCUCGAGUUUGUCGGCAGUGUUGGCCAUCGCAUGGUCAAGCCUGACGCACUCGAUGUAGCCCUCAGCAGCGGCUCGAGAGUGCUGGACCUCGUCAACGUUAAGAAAUUCUUCGACAUCGAGCGGCAAUACUUCACCACCAAGCUCUUGCUGAUGUAUGUCAUGGAGGGACUCGUGGCAGCAGCAUCUUUGUCGUCCACAGGCCACCAAGGCCCAGACGUGAUCGUCACGACAUGCUGCCCGAAUCUGUGCCGCACCAAUCUCGGGCGUGACUUCUCCUGCCUGCUGAAGCUCCCGAACUACGUUUUCCAAGCCGUCUUCGCCCGGUCAGCCGAGGAGGGAAGCAGGAUCCUCGUCAGCGGAACGACCUUGGGUAAGGACGCGCAUGGGCAGUUCUGGAGCCACGAUGUCUUUGACAAGAAAGGCGAACUGGUCACAAGUCCCAAGGGGAAGGUGUUGCAGAAGAAGGCCUGGAGUGAAAUUGUCGAGAUUUUGAGGGCGCACGUUCCACAGAGGGAAGAGUAUCUGCUCCUGCUCCCGUGCUAA